This is a messenger RNA of Scomber scombrus (Atlantic mackerel), 1654 nucleotides long. RefSeq names its product cytochrome P450 3A30-like. The transcript is spliced from 14 exons. The coding region runs from base 69 to 1562 and encodes 497 amino acids. The record is from RefSeq and is a predicted model, not a curated record. Gene Ontology annotation, molecular function: oxidoreductase activity, acting on paired donors, with incorporation or reduction of molecular oxygen; iron ion binding; heme binding. NCBI's taxonomy places the organism in Eukaryota, Metazoa, Chordata, Actinopteri, Scombriformes, Scombridae.
GCCUGUGAUAGACAGAGUUCAGUGCAAAACCAUUAUCGUCACAACUCAGUCAAGCAAGAGGAGGAACCAUGGGCUUUCUUUAUUUCUUUUCUUUAGAAACAUGGAUUCUACUAAUCGCAUUUAUUUGCAUAUUUAUCAUGUAUGGCCACUGGACCUUUGGAGUAUUUGAGAAGAUGGGGGUCCCUGGUCCCAAGCCAUAUAUGUACUGGGGCUCAAUUGGAAGGUUCAACUCUGUUUACUACUUAGAUGACCAUGGGGGCGCUCGAAAGUAUGGAAGAGUAUGGGGCACCUAUGAGUUCAGGAGGCCCGUGCUGGCUGUGAUGGAUCCCGACAUGUUGAAAAUCAUCCUCGUGAAGCAGUGCUUCACCUACUUUACCAACCGGCGGAACUUGCGUCUGAAUGGAGACCUCUAUGAUUCUGUGUCUAUUGCUGAGGAUGAUCAGUGGCGGCGGAUUCGUAACAUCCUCUCUCCCUCUUUUGCCUCUGGUCGUAUAAAAGAGAUGUUUAGCACCAUGAAGCACCACUCCCGCAAACUGACAGACAGCCUGAGGUCCAAGGCAGACAAUGCUGAAGUUAUUGCCAUAAAAGACUUCUUUGGACCGUACAGUAUGGAUGUGAUUGCGAGCACGGCAUUCAGUGUGGAUUUGGACUCAUUCAGCAACCCUUCAGGUCCCCUCAUCAACCACGCCGGCAAGAUGUUCAGAAUCUCCCCUCUACUUUUCAUUUUUCAAGCCUGUUUUCCAAUCUUUCUUCCUCUCUUGGAGCUACUGGGUGUCUCCUUCUUCCCUAAGUCUUCUUCUGAUUUCUGUCGAGCAUUUCUGAAAAAGGUCCGAGAAGAUCGCGACAGGAAUUCACAUCAGGUUCCAAGAGAUAUGCUACAAUAUAUGAUCAACUCUCAGACGGCCAAUAAGGAAAAGCAGAAUAAUGGUCUUACUGAUCAUGAGAUCAAUUCCCAACUGACGAUCUUUUUGCUUGCUGGUUACGAGACAAGUGCCGCCACUCUCUCCUUCUUGGCCUACAAUUUGGCAUUAAAACCAGAAGUCAUGACACGCCUGCAGGAGGAGAUAGACUCUACUUUCCCUGAUAAGGGGCCAGUCCAAUAUGAAGCUCUGAUGCAGAUGGAGUACCUAGACGGUGUCGUCAAUGAGUCCCUGAGGCUUUACUCUCCAGCAGCACGUAUGGAGCGAAUCGCAAAAGAAACUGUCCAGAUCAAAGGAAUCACAAUCCCCAAGGACAUGGGUGUUAUGGUUCCAGUCUAUGCUCUGCACCGUGACCCCGAGCUGUGGACGGAUCCAGAGGAGUUCAAACCUGAGAGAUUUAGUAAAGAGAACAAGCAAAACAUCAACCCGUACACUUACCUCCCAUUCGGGAUCGGGCCAAGGAACUGUUUGGGGAUGCGACUUGCUCUGGUGACGGUCAAACUUGCCUUGGUGGAAGUUUUGCAGCGCUACAGCUUCUCUGUCUGCAAGGAGACAGAGAUACCUUUGGAGAUGGACCCCCAAGGACUCCUAGGAUCUCUACGACCAAUCAAACUAAAAGUGGUGACACGUUCCAACGCAUGAGGAAAUGUGAACCAUAAAGAAAUCUAAAUAAAACAUGAUUUGUAAGAUAAAUCAUAUGACGCACAUGUUAAUAAAUGUCUAUUCAUACAUAA